Messenger RNA from Hemicordylus capensis (graceful crag lizard), 2253 nucleotides. RefSeq names its product pro-apoptotic WT1 regulator (gene PAWR). The coding region runs from base 370 to 1350 and encodes 326 amino acids. Gene Ontology annotation, biological process: apoptotic process; positive regulation of apoptotic process. The record is from RefSeq and is a predicted model, not a curated record. Gene Ontology annotation, cellular component: cytoplasm. The transcript is spliced from 7 exons. NCBI's taxonomy places the organism in Eukaryota, Metazoa, Chordata, Lepidosauria, Squamata, Cordylidae.
UGAUGAGUUAUUUACCCAGGCACCCAGGGUAGGGAGGAUCCUCCACGCCCCUUCACCCAUUGUCAGGGCCACCUCGGCUGUUUCCGUUCCCGUUCGGCUCCUUUCGCCUGGUCACCCUCUCCGCCCUGUGGGGAAAGUCGGAAAGCUUCGGAGCGUCGCUGAUCUUCCGGGACGCGAGUUCUGCGCCGCAACCGCAACUCACCUGGAGGAGCCCGACCACCAGUAGUCAGCGCGUCACUGGCGGGGUGCUGCGUCUUCCCGCUCGUGCUUCUGUCUGCUCAUCUAACUUGGCCGCCCGGCAGCCGCAGCAGCGUCAGGGACUGGUUGGUUGGUAGGAAGUCUCAGUAGCUCCCGUGCCCCGCUGGGAAUAUGGCCACCGGGGGCUACCGGGGAAGCGGCGCCAGCACCACCACCGACUUCCUGGAGGAGUGGAAAGCCAAGCGGGAGAAGAUGCGGGCGAAGCAGGCACCGCCGCCUGGGGGGCUGGGGUCAGCUGCAGGGGACUGCAAGCCCUCUGGGGCCGCCCCUACCCCUGCCGCUAACCCUACCCCUGAACUCAACAACAACGGGGAGCGGAGCGGGGGUAUGAAUUGUGUCCCUGUGGCUAGAGAUGCCCCGAAGGAGCCUCAGCCGCCCUCGCCGGUCGGAGCCAGAGGAGCAAGCGCAGAGCCUCCGGGCGGCAAAGGCGGAGCGGCCCCAGCCUCCCCCGAGGAGGAGAAAUCGGCAGCCAAGAGCAAGAGUUCCUCCGGCCCCAGCGCCCGCAAAGGGAAAGGGCAGAUUGAGAAGAGGAAGCUGAGGGAGAAGAGGCGCUCGACAGGUGUGGUGAAUAUCCCCGCCACCGAGAGUUUGGAUGAAUAUGAUGAUGAUGAAGCAGGACAAAAGGAGCGUAAAAGGGAAGAUGUAAUCACACAACAGAAUACACUGCAGAAUGAAUCGGCCAGUGCAGACCCAAGUGCCUCAUACAUAUUACAGGAUACCUCUAGGACUAUUUCAAACAGAUAUAAAAGCACAACGAACACGUCAGAUGAUGAUGUUUCUAGUAGAUACUCUCGACCGGCAGGCAGGACAGGAUAUAACAGAUAUAACAGAGAUUCAAAUUCUUCUGGCAACAUCAUACCAAACAAUUCUUUGGAAAAGAAAAUUGAAGAUCUUGAAAAGGAACUAGCAAAAGAGAGACAAGAAAACCUGAGGCUCGUGAGGAUAGCACAAGACAAAGAGGAAUUGAUUGGGAAACUGAAGGAGGAAAUUGAUUUAUUAAUCAGGGACCUAGACGAUAUAGAAGAUGAAAACGAGCAAUUAAAGCAGGAAAACAAGACACUCUUAAAAGUUGUUGGACAGCUGACGAGGUAGAGGAUGGCAGCCUCAGUGAGGAAUGAAAUAUGAAAACUACUGAUUGAAUGUUAAAGAUCAAGGCUAGAAUAUUUCCAGUGUUGCAAUAUGUCAAAACAACGGUCUUUGUAUUUAUUAAUGGGGAAGAAAGGAUAAAUGUUUUCAAAUGUUCUUUCUUCCUUCAGUGAAAUAGGAUCAAGUUUUGUGAAUACUUUUGAACUCAUUAUGUUGUCUUUUCCAAUAUAAAAUAACCCAAAUAUCGAGCCCUUUCUCAUGAUCCCGUGAGCAGGCUAGCUGGCGGGCAGCAGGGAAGGCUGCAAAAGCCCACCUUCCCUGCAGAUGAUCCCCAGGACUGUCUGGGCACAUGGACCGCACGCCUAGAUGGUCUGCUCCUGCCCCAGGCUGCACGGAGGCAUGGGGGCCGGGAUGCAUGAUCCCAGCCCCCAGAUAUCCCACAAGGCAGUGCAUUGUGGGGAUCCCCCUGGUGAUGGCUAGGAGCCCGCUCCUGGGUCACCACUGGCUGAGGGCAGCUGGCACUGACACAUGAUUAGUUAGCCUGGGUGAAGGGUGUGCUGCUCACACCCUUAACCUCAGCUAAGUGCCGGGCUCCCUAGGCGGCUUUGCCACCAAGGCGCUGUCAGGAGCGGCAGGGGUCCCAGGAGUUCUCACAGGCAGGCAAGCCCCAGCUUAGCUGCCCUAGCCCGGUUUUGGCUGCUCAUGAGAACAGCCUCACCGUCUUCUCUCAGAACAUCACAUUCUUAGAGCUGUAGUUGUUCAUUGUGUCUUUCCAUUAUAUGCAUAUGGACCACUUACCAUUUGUUUAAAAACAUCUGAGCACCAAAAUCACAUUUUGGUCUAGAUGGUUGUUACUUCCGCGUUUGUGCCCCCCACCCCAUGAAAAGAAGUAAUAGGAGUAAACUUCGU